UUGAAUUCCCUCCUUAUCACCUCAGGGCAAUAAGUAUUUUCCUUUUGCUUGUUGUUAGGAAAAAGGAAAAAAAAAAAAAAAAUGGCUCAUACCAUUUGCUGGAGCUGUCUGCAUUUUAAUCCAAGCCUAUGAACGGACAUCAGAGUGCCCUUAUGAUAUUUUGCACAAAAGGCUCAGUGUUCAUGGCUGUACUCAGAGAACCCAAAAUAGCAUUCUGCGAGCAGUGACAUACGGGUGGUGUUGUACUAAGAGCACAAUCGUCUCCAGCUCAGAGCAGUGUAGCCCAUGUCCAGUCUGAGGAGAAGCCCGUGAAGAAAAGUAAGAACCAUCUCUCCUCCCUUCCUCAUGUGUUUGUCAUGAAUUUUGAAUUUCAAUUUUUGCAGAACUCCUAGAACUUGAAGAUAACACAGGAAUAUGAAAGAUACCUAAGACUUAAAAAGAUUAUAAAGGAACAUACAGUUUUGUUUGCAACUACUCUUUCCUCUGAAGAAUACCAGUUGGAAUCAAAAGAGCAGAAUGAAUUGUUGCUUAUUGCUACCUUUCCUGUUGGGAAUUCCUCUCAUAUGGCCUUGCUUUACAGCAACAGAAAUCUCUACAACAGACGAGGUUAAGCACCCAGUGGGUUCUCAUUUCAGAGUGAAGCGUGGUUGGAUGUGGAACCAGUUUUUUGUACCAGAGGAAAUGAAUAAGACUAAUUAUCACAUUGGCCAGCUAAGAUCUGAUUUAGACAAUGGAAACAACUCUUUCCAGUACAAGCUUUUGGGAGCUGGAGCUGGAAGUACUUUUGUCAUUGAUGAGAGAACAGGUGACAUAUAUGCCGUCCAGAAGCUUGAUAGAGAGGAACGAUCCCUCUACACUCUAAGAGCCCAGGUAAUAGACAGCACUACUGGAAGGGCUGUGGAACCUGAGUCUGAGUUUGUCAUCAGAGUUUCGGAUAUCAAUGACAAUGAACCAAAAUUCCUAGAUGAACCUUAUGAGGCCAUUGUACCAGAGAUGUCUCCAGAAGGAACAUUAGUCAUCCAAGUGACAGCAAAUGAUGCUGAUGAUCCUUCAAGUGGCAAUAAUGCUCGUCUCCUGUACAGUUUACUACAAGGCCAACCAUAUUUCUCCAUUGAGCCAACAACAGGAGUCAUAAGAAUAUCUUCUAAAAUGGAUAGAGAACUGCAAGAUGAGUAUUGGGUAAUUAUUCAAGCCAAAGAUAUGAUUGGUCUGCCUGGGGCACUGUCUGGAACAACAAGUGUAUUAAUUAAACUUUCUGAUGUGAACGACAAUAAACCUAUAUUUAAGGAACGUUUAUACCGCUUGACUGUUUCUGAAUCUGCACCCGCUGGGACUUCAAUAGGAAAAAUCAUGGCAUAUGAUAAUGAUAUUGGAGAGAAUGCGGAAAUGGAUUACAGCAUUGAAGAUGAUUCACAAACAUUUGACAUAAUUACUAAUAAUGAGACACAAGAAGGAAUAGUUAUAUUAAAAAAGAAAGUGGAUUUUGAGCACCAAAACCAAUAUCGUAUUAGAGCAAAUGUUAAAAACCGCCAUGUUGAUGAGAAGCUCGUGGAAUACCAUGUUGAAGCUUCAACCACUCUCAUUAGGGUCCAGGUGGAAGAUGAAGAUGAACCUCCUGUGUUCCUCCUCCCGUAUUACCUAUUUGAAAUCUUUGAAGAAAGCCCACGUGGAUCAUUUGUAGGCAUGGUCUCCGCCAUAGAUCCAGAUCAGAGGAAAUCUCCUAUCAGGUAUUCUAUGACCAGAAGCAAAAUGUUCAGUAUUGAUACCAACGGCACAAUCAUCGCAACUAACCCUCUUGAUCGAGAGAUUAGUGCUUGGUACAACCUAAGUAUUAUAGCCACAGAGAAAUACAAUGUGCAACAGAUUUCUGCAGUUCCUGUGUAUGUGCAAGUUCUUAAUGUUAAUGAUCAUGCUCCCGAGUUCUCUGAAUACUAUGACACAUAUGUUUGUGAAAAUGCAGGCUCUGGUCAGGUAGUUCAGACCAUCAGUGCAGUGGAUAGAGAUGAAUCCAUAGAAGAUCACCACUUUUACUUUAAUCUACCUGUGGAAGACACAAAGAACUCAAGUUUCAUAAUCAUAGAUAAUGAAGAUAACACAGCUGUAAUUUUGACCAAUAGAACUGGUUUUAGCGUUCAGGAAGAGCCUGUCUUCUACAUGUCUGUCCUAAUUGCUGACAAUGGAAUCCCGUCACUUACAAGUACAAACACCCUUACCAUACACAUCUGUGACUGUGAUGACUCAGGCAGUACACACACCUGCAGGAAUAAGGACCUUACACUUGCCAUGGGAUUCAGAACAGAAGUCAUACUUGCUAUUUUGAUAAGCAUCAUGAUGAUAUUUGGGUUUGUUUUUUUGAUCUUAGGCCUGAAGCAGCGAAGAAAGCAGACUCUCUUUCCAGAGAAAGGUGAAGACUUCCGAGAGAAUAUAUUCAGAUACGACGACGAAGGGGGAGGAGAAGAAGAUACAGAGGCUUUUGAUACUGCGGAGCUGCGGAGUAGCACCACCUUGCGGGAACGCCAGGCACGGAAAACCGCUCCCGCAGAGAUCAGGAGUCUGUACCGCCAGUCCUUACAGGUUGGCCCAGACAGUGCCAUCUUCCGGAAAUUCAUUCUAGAAAAGCUCCAAGAAGCUAAUACUGAUCCUUGUGCCCCUCCUUUUGACUCCCUCCAGACCUACGCUUUUGAGGGAGCAGGGUCAUUAGCUGGGUCUCUGAGCUCCUUAGGAUCAGCAGUCUCUGACCAGGAUGAAAAUUAUGAUUACCUUAACGAGUUGGGACCUCGCUUUAAAAGAUUAGCAUGCAUGUUUGGUUCUGCUAUGCCGUCAAAUAAUUAGAGCUUUUUUUAUUUUUAAAAUUUUAAAAGUGCUAAUAUGUGUUUGGGCAAAUUGGUAGUCUCUUAGUUAAGAGUGGUUUCCAGUUCUCGGUGUAGGGGAGAAAAGUUGUAGCGUCUUCGGAUUUCCUGGGAGUGAAUACCCCUUGGUUGUUUCAAGCUACCCACAUGUUGUCCCCGAAUACAGAUGUGGAGUGAUGCUAACCACCAGCUCUCUGCAGGCCAACUCUGGCAUAUAACUGAAAUAUUCCUCUAGCAUUUUUUUUCACUACAAUCCAAUACAAAGUCUCAAAAUUUUUGAAUGUUUAAUGUGAGAAAGGCCCUCAACUAGAUCACCUUAAUAUUAUUUCAUUUAUCCUUUUUUUUUUUUUUAAUCUUACCAAGUGAGAGUAAAGUGUUUAUGUGUUUUAAGUUCCUGAUGUGGGCGCCUGGGUGGCUCAGUUGGUUAAGUUCCUGAAGCUACAUGGAGAUAACACCUAGUAGAAUCUGGGUGAUUAUAUAAAAUUUUCAAAAACUGUUUCUUUUUUAUGAAUAAGCAAGUUUCUGACUGAGAUUCUAUGAUUCACAAUAGUUUGAUAUUUUAAAAUCAUUGUCAAGACCAUACUUGAAAACUGAUCUCAAAUUUAGACAGAUUCUUGGUCUAUGUUAAUUAAUCAAAGAUACAGUAUAGAUUUGUAUUGUCUUUGGUAUUACAGAUUUGUAUAAAAAAGGAAGUAUGAAAAUAUGUCUGGGAGAUUUUUAUGUCAUUUUUAUAUGUAACCAAAACACAUCUUUAUCAUGUCACAAUGCAAUAACAAAAUACAUGUCAAGGUUUACUCAACAUUAAAUUUAAACGUUAUGAUAAUUGUGGAAAGCGUGAAAAAUUUUAAGUAAAUUUUUAUUGCCACUAAAAAUGAUAGCAAUAAAUGAAAGAAGUAUUUGAUUCAAAGUUGAAUUAAUAUUCAUCCAAAAUAUUUUGAUCACCCUUACUGAUUCUUACCAUGCAUAGAAUAAAACAUUAUAAAAUUCUCAGCAUUUCCUUUUUAUUAAGAACUUAGACCAGAACUGAUUCUUCAGUGUCAUUUUUUUAUUAUGGGAUAUAAAAUUAGGUGCAAUAGUUCCUUUUAUUGUAACAUUAUGAAGGAAGUAUGCUAAGCUGCUGGACAUGAUAAAAUCCAUGGUAACAUCCAGAUAACAAGCUUUAUGAUAACAUCAGAUAAUAAGAUAAUAAAACCCUUUAAUUUUAAUCAGCAUUUUAAGAACGAUCCUUAUUAUUUUAUCCAAAUCAAGAUGGAAUUCAAAAUUCAUAGGUUGAACAGAAAAAAUGGUGAAUACAGUGUCCUCAAAAUUGUUUUAUAUGUUCAUUUCUUAUUAGCAGCAUGUGAAAAUGAGCUGAACCAAAUUGACCAUAUAUAUUUAGGUAAAAUAUUUUGAAUAAUUUUUAGCUAAAGAUAGUGGAUUUGAAUAGUUACAGUAUUGUUUUCCUCUGCACUUGGAAACAUAAACACCACACCAUGUAAUAGAAGCAAGGUUUUCCAUCAAUAUCAAUUCAGAUACCAUUAUGUCAGCAACGUAGGUAUCAUCACCUUACAAAAGCCCAAGACUGGAAAUACAACAAUUUAGGAGGAUAUUAAAAGUAGAUGAGAAGUCAUAAGCCAUAGAAAAUCUUUAUGCAUUCAUAUCAUCAUUUACUUAGGGAAGAGUGUGAAUACUAAACAAAACAAAAUGUUAAAAGAAAAAACGUGCUAAUAAAAUAGAAAUGUAUGAGUUGAGAGAACAUUUCUAUUUCUAUCAUAUUGACAUAAAAAUUGAAAGAGUAUAAUUGGGGAUAUUUUCAGGAAUUAUUCCAUAAAGGAUUGUUCCCCGUAUUUAAAAGAUAGUGUUACAUAAUCUUGGUUGAAGAAUUGGAAAGUACGAUAAACAACAGGUAAAUCAAUCCAUGGAAGAUAGAUGAGAAAAACAGAAAUAGGGUUUUCUGAGGAUCCAGUGGGUUCUGUCAUGGGACAGAACAACCUAUCAAUUUGGAUGAACACUUUAAAAAAUGACCAUCUGCAUCAACGGGGUUUCAUGUUUGAGCCCUGUGGCACUAAGCAGAUGUGUUAAAAUAAAUUCUGGUUUAGUUGAUGAUGGGAUUGUUAAUUAUAGGUACAUAGGAAAAGAACAUACAUGGUUGCAUAUCUAUUUGCUAGUCUAAAAAAUGUCCUUUUAAACUAUAUCAAAAAAUACUAUCUGAUUCUUGUACAGAAGUUGCAAUUUCCUUGAAAUUAUACUCGGUCACAUUUCAAUCACACUUGACCUUUUUGUAGUCACCUGGGUGUUGCAAGAACACAGCUGUAUCCUAAGCUAAAGACAUGGCAUUAAGAUCUCAUUUUUGUAAAUUUUCAUAAAGGCUAAAUCAAUGCAGAUAUUUAUGAAAAUAGCACAGCUUCACAUUAAUACCUGCGGUGCUUAAAUAUUACCCUUCGUUAACUCACAGGACAUAGGAAAAAAUAAUUUUAAAAGUGUUUUUGACACUGACCAGAAGCUGUGCAAACUGUCUGGGAUUUGGCCAAGGUGGGCAUCAGAAAGAUCAAUGCAAAUGUAUGUAAAAACUGAAUAGUAUAAAACAUUUUCAUGAUGUUUCUUCCAAGUUCCAGCUAAUCAAUAAUCUGUAUACAACAACAUAUCAAAUCAAUUUGGAAUUUCAUAUAUUUUAAAUAAUUCAAAAAUCAAUUCUUAUCUAAAUCAGAAGCAAAAUACAAAAAAGUAAACAUAAUUUUAGUGUCCUUAAAAAUUUGUGAGCAUAUGAAAAUAGUUUACAGAACUAUUUCAUGUCAUUCUUUUGUGCUUAUUCAUUUUAAUAUUUAAAACGUGAUAUGUUCUAUUGAGUUCUGCAGUGCUAAGUGAUUUAUCUCAGCUACAAAUAAGGCUGCACAUGUAAAAUAACUCAUAUCCAUGAUUACAUAGAGGUCCAAAUCUGUAGAAUGUUUUGUCUAGAAAAGGGAGUGGAGCUGAUGUAUGUAUUCACAUGUUUCCAUAAUAUCUCAUUUACAUGCUAGUGAGAAUAAGUGGUCUAUGAAGUACAUUUUUAAUUAUUUUCCAGUUGCUAACAUUUCUUUGUUGUGUAAACUUUGAUGAAUUAUUUAAAAUGUUAUCUUUUGGUACCUUAAUUUGUACAGUAAGGAUAUUAAAAAUAGAUAAUCAGAUUUUCAUAGGAAUUAAUAAAAAUAAUACAUAUAAAGAAUGAAUUAUGCCUCAUGUAGAGAAUGUAUGACAUUUUAUCUGUUAUUGUUAACAUAACAAUUAUUGUGACAUUAUUAAGUUUAUCUUUAGAAAUGCUCAUAGACCAAGCUCAUUCCUCUACAAUUAAUGUGGACAAGAAGAAAAUGAAUUAAUGCAGGACAAUAAUUAGCUUGCUUUUACUUACUGCCUCCCCACCUUGACCCUUCCUGGGUAAUGUUCCAUUAUUACCAAAGGAAAAAAUUAAUUGCUCAAGUUAUGCAUUAUGUAUGAGAUGUUCUGAUUGAAAGUCACUCCCCUAUGGCAUUUAUUUGGGGGAAAAACUCUGCUAAGUAAUAACCACAGAUCAUGGCAACUUUAUGUAGGUAUGGGUAUUUUAGGGAAAAAAACUGUCAAAAAAGAAAGGGGUUUGCUCACUUAGUCACUAAUGCACAAAUGAAAUUAUUUCUAUGUUAUAUUAGAUUUACAUGGAAGAAAUAAAACAAACAUGCUAACAGCUCCAUAAGAAAGCUUUCAAACCUGUUGUUGAUAACAUCCGAUGCCCAAAGUUCUAAUUUUAUAUUAGGAAUUUAAAAUUAAAUUAAAAAACAGAUUGUUCUCAUCACCUCUGACAAUACAAAAUGAAAAUCUGCACCCUUGGCUUUUACCUACGCUGUCCUAUCCUCUCUCUUUUUAAAAAACAAUAAUUAAGAAUACAUUGCCAUAUGUUCUCUGCUGAGUAAAUUUUUAUCCUCUUGUCUUUUUUAUCCAAUCUUAGGGCUCAGGCAAGUUCUAGGCAAUUGUCCAGCUUAUACCGACACCUUGGUUUUCAGAUACUUCUUUCUUAUUCCAGAUGACCUCUACAUAAUUCUGGAAGCUUCCUCUGCAGCACUAAUUACCUAAUUUUAACUCUAUUAAAACUUAACACAUAUCUGCACUUGACAUAUUCAGUUUACAUAGAGAGAAUUUCACCCGAUUAUUUGAAAAUGGUUUAAGUUUGACUAAAUGUAUAAAUUAAAUUAGAAGUGGAUAAAUCACAUAAUAUAUUUAUCCAAAGCAAUUUAUCAUUAUCACACAUUGUUUAAUAAUAACACAGUUUUUAAGAGCAAAGAUUUCUUUUUUAUAAAAUAGUGUCUACAGUCAUGGUACUUUAUUUUUGUGUAAAUACCUGAAAGUAAAAUCUUACCAAGGCACAGGCUAAGAAAAAUUGUGAACUGUAAAAAUUCUAAGUAUUUUUCCCAUCGGGUUCACUCAUUCUUAAUAAGUAAAUUAACAAACAUCGAAGAUUUUAUCCACUGGUAGUAUCUAGGGAGCAUCUCUAAGUGGAGCGCUAUGUAAUAAACCCUGAAUAGAAUCUCAGCAAAGGAAAUAUCAGGGUCUUAGCCUGAAAAAUAUCGGCAAGGAACACUUGGAAUUGAAGGAAGCAGAUGUGACCAGAAUGACUGAGUACUGCUAACGUGAGACUUGGUGCUGAGCCCAGCUCCCUCCGUGCUUCACAAGGAAUAUCUGCCUCUUAGCCGUCUUCCCAUAGUUAUGCUACUGGCCAAAAAGAGGAAAAUAUUAAUGAUGGGAGGAUUUGUAUUCUUUCAAAUGUUUCUGAAUAUAGCAAACAAAGCAGUUCCCCUAAAUCUCUCUCACUCUUUUUGUUUUAAGCACCUGUAUUUCUAGGUCCUAUUCUCAGUGGUUUUCUUUUUUUUCUUUUCUUUUCUUUUUUUAAUGUGUUAUCUCAUUUAAUCAUCUAUUGUGUGAGGGAGGCACUGGUGUUAUUCCCAGGAUACUAACAAGGAAAUUGAGACAAAGAGAAAAAGAGACACAAGGCAAAUUGAGACAAAGAGACACAAAUUACUUCAGUAAUUUGCCUGAAGUCAUAUAUGUAAUAAGUAGUAAUAAUGCACACCUAGGCAAGCUAGUUCUAGAUUCCAGGCUUUUAUCCAUUACACCAUGCUGUCUGUCCAUUUACCGCAGCUCCUUAGGUUAUUAACCUUGGGGCUUUUUAAUAUGACAUAUUUUUCUGUCUCCAUAGUAACAAUCCUCCCAUAAAGGGUAUUCAAACAAAUAAUUGUGUGCAAUUUUUAUAUCAUAAUUAGCAAAUAAAUGAUGAGCACAAGAAAGAUAGAAGAUUAAGGCAAGAAAAUAUAUAUUUUUUUAAACCCCACUAAGUUCACAUUGGAGAACUCACAGCAAUUGCCAUUUGUUUGCAUUGCUUUCAUUACAUCCUCCUGCUUCUUCCUUGGAUCUUCCUUCGAUUUGGCAUUUUCUGUAUCAUAUACCACUUACACUAAAAUGUGCUUGAUUUUUUUGCCUUUUUUUCCAUCAUUUAAUCAUCAACUAGAGACAGGGAUUAGCUGUUUUUGAGCAAUGAUUUUUGAGAUUCGUGGGGACAGAACAGAGCACUGAGACUCACAGGGCUGGUGAAUGAUUUGAAUGCGGAGGCAGCAGAAAGUAAGCUUACAUUAAUAUCAGACCUGGUUCCCUGAUUUAUCUUUCAACAGUGAUCUGUGUUCUAGGAAUGAAAGCAAGAUAAUAAGCCCGACAUGUUCCUUUAACUUUUCCCUUCUGAUAUCAGACUGCAUGGUCUCUAUCUUACCAAGGGGUGUAAUAUUCCUUGAUUAAAGGAGACAGCACUGGUCAACAGAUGACCCCAAAUACCAGGAUAAUAGGCACGAUCACUAGUGUACCUCUAUCGAUUCUUCUAGCAUGCGUCCACUUCACUUAGGAUAAAAACGAAGUGGAGGUUCCCUUUGGUUCCCAGCAAUUCAUGGUAUCAAGUGAACACAUUGGGAAGCACAUUAAUCACCUGAUUUUUUGCACAUCUGAACUGUAAUUGAGUUAUUUUUGACCUUCCGACAAAUAUAUUUUAAUGAGGUAUUGAUUUUUAAGGUGGCCGACACAGAACAGUACAAGUCGAUUUAAUAAUAUGCAUUUUUAACUUGAAAUUCCUUGUUUAAGAAUGUCUUCUGCUCAAAUUAGGGUCAAAUCAGGCAAAUCUUUAAAAUCAUAAACCCAGCGAAGGUGCAAACAAGAAAGAGAAAAUAAAUCACGAGCCGUAGAUCCAGACCCCUUUUAAAAGGGCAACUAUGCUUACGAGAUGGCUUUCCAUGCUCUUUCUACUUUUCUUGGUGGAAAGCAAGUACUCUGAAAUCCUUUCUCUGUAAUAUUUUUAGAGAAAAUAUUAGAACAUGGGGGCCGGUUUGUAACAUGGAAUCACUAAUGUAUUCCUUACUAGGCAAUUAAAAUGGCUUGUUCCUGCUACUAACCUGAGGUUUGACUCUUAUCUGGCAAAAGCAAGGUUGACAAGUCAUAAGCAAGAUCUGCUCCAGCCGUAGGUGCAUUCUACCCAUUUUGAUUUAGAUGGAAGACUGCCCUUCUGUAUUUUGUGCCAAGGCAAACAUUACCAUUAUCAACUCAGAGGUAGGGAAUAUAAUUGAAUAUGUAUAAGGAAGUAGCACCAACCGACACAGAAUUGUAUAACUUUAUAUUACAUUAAAAUCCUAAAUUUCUUAUGGAUUCUAAUUUUGUUUUCCUAUUGGUUUGCAACAUUAAUAAACAUUAAUAGAUUUAUUGAACUAUAUAGCAAUAACUAGAACUGAAGUCAUAGUUUAGACUUUUAUGAGUGAAUCAUCCUAGAGUAUUUAACAUUCCAGAUUGCAGAAGGUUUCUGCCCUUGUAAAUCAUUUGCUACUUUAUAAUGUGUUCUCUUUUCUAAUUAAAUUGAUUGCACAAAGCUGGUAGAACCUUGGGAUUUGAACUCAAAGAGCAUUAUGGAGGCAGAGCUAUUCAUUUCUGAGCUGGUUCCUGUUUUGUCACAUACCAAACUAUUCUAAAAGCCAGAUGCUAUUUUCUAUGGCAUGUCUGCUACUCCCUAAGGUAGAUUUCAGCCCCCAAUAUUCCCUUCCCUAAUCACUUCCAUUUAUUUUUAUACUGUAUAUAACAUUAAGUAAAUCAGAGUAUUCCAUUAUGACCUCUAAUUGCUUUUCUGAAGAGUAGGCUUCUUAAAUGUAUUAAAUAUGUUAAACAUGGCAACAGUCCCACUGAGAGACAUAGGGAUCUCAACAACAUCAUCACCUUUAUAAAGCAAUUGAAGAUGCUUCUCUUUUUCCAGGCAGUUCUUUAAUUCAAGUAGAAGUAAUCUGAGAUGUGGCUUUUAUAAUUAGCCUUUGCCUUAAGACAUUGCCCCAGAAGAGAAAAGAUCAGAAUAAUAAUGAAAUUUUAAAUAACAUACCUACACUGCUUUGCAUUAAUAAUAGAAGAGCCAAGGGAUAUUGGUUGGAAUACUCAAGUAUUUAGUAGAUAUCUUUUGGGGAAAUAUAGUGUAUGGUUAGCAUUGUUAAUCUUUUCCAAAGUUAAAUCUCAGACUGUUAAACAACUGUUAAACUACUUGUAAGUCAGUAUGUCCCUAAAGUGUCCCUCAACUACUAAAAAUAUCAAGAGGUGAAAAUGCAAAUUUUAGAAGAUAUUUUGCUUCCUAAGCAAUUACUUUCAUCAAAUGAUCCACUUUAAAAAUACUAUUAAAUAUCUUUAAAAUGUGACCUCUAUAUGAUUGAUCCCUAUACCGUUUCAUUUUUAGGAUGAUUUGGUUCUAAAAUACUAAGUGACACACACACACACACACACACACACACUUACCCUAAGUACUACACCAAGCUGUGCAAUGUAAAAUACUGUUACAAAUAUAUAAUAGGCUGCAGAAGUCACACCCUAAGAUAGUGACAAUCUAUUCUGCUAUAUUCUCAUCCUAGGCUCUUUCUAAUGACACGAAGCCAUCUCACUUAUUCAACUUCCACUUUUAAUCCCAAACAGCAAAUAUUUAUUGAGUACCCACUACAUGGCAAGCAUUUUAGCAGAUGUUGAGAAAAUCAGGGAGAAUAACACAUGGUCUCCCAACACCAAAAACACAAGAGACGUGUGCCCAGCAGUACAUUUAUCACAAUCCAGAUGCUAUUGGAGGUAAAUAUAAAGUGGCCUUGGAACAUGGUGGAGGGAACCACUCACUGGCUCAUUAUGGCAGUAGAGAAUAUGGCAGAGAAAAGCAGUGAGGAUACACUUUGCUUCACAAGAAGGUGAUAUUCGAGCCAUGGUUUGAAGAAGAUUGAUAAGGAUAUAGUCAUUCCCACAAUCUUUGCAGAUACCAUACCAUACCCCUGACACAUGUACCUCCCACACAGUGGAAUUUCUUUGGAUGUUAGAACUUGCUUGUGACACCUUGCUACGUUUGUAGGUACACAAGAGUUACCUCAAAGCUAGGCUUCCACCAAAGACACAGUAGUGAAUACCAGUCAUGUUGCAAAGGCAAACACUUAGGUAGGGAGCUUAAUCCCGCUGUGGAAAGAGAGCACUGUAUUGCACAACUCAAGGGCUGCCAUUCAUUUGUCAUUCCGUGUUGUAUAGUGUUUGAUUUAUGAGACAACGCUGGCCACAAAUGGCUUCCUCCCAAGAAAAUUUUGAAUAUAUUUUAUUUUUUAAAAACAAUUUUAGGGGCACCUGGGUGGCUCAGAUGGUUAAGCGUCUGCCUUCGGCUCGGGUCAUGAUCCCAGAGUCCUGGGAUCGAGCCCCACAUCGGGCUCCUGGCUCAGCGGGAAGCCUGCUUCCCCCUCUCCCUCUCUCCCUGCUCAUGCUCUCUCUCUCUCUGUGUCUCAAAUGAAUAAAUUUUAAAAAAUCUUAAAAAAAAACAAAAACAAUUUUAGAUUUACUGAAAAGUUGUGAUGACAAUAUAGUCUUCCCAUAAAACACUUGUCCAGUUCCCCCUAGUAUUAACAUUUUCCAUUAGUGCAACAUGGUUAUUCUAAUUAAUGAACCAGUAAUGAUACAUCAUUACUAAAACUCAUAAUUUAUUCAAAUUUCCAUAGACUUUACCUAAUGUCUCUCUUGUUCCAGCAUCCUAUCCAGGGUACCUGCCACAUUACUUUGUUUUCACGCUCCUUAGUCUCCUCUUAGCUGUGAUAGUUUCUCAGGCUUUCAUUGGUAGAGAUGACCUUGACUGUUUUGAGUAGCUCUGGUUGGGUAUUUUGUAGAAUGUCCCUCUGUUAGAUUUUGACUAGUGCUUUCCUAAUGAUCAGACUGGGGUUAUGGGUUUUGAGGAGGAAUAUCAUUGAGGUAAACUAUCAUUUUCAUUAUAUGGUAACUCAAGGGUACAUACUAUCAGCGUGGUUUAUUUCUGCUGAUGUUGACCUUGAUUACCUGCUUGAGGUAGUGUUUUGCCAAUUUUCUCCACUCUAAAGUUAAUCUUUUUUCUCUCUUUCCAUACUAUACUUUUUGCAAGGAAGUACCUAUGUGGAUCCCAUACCUAGGACAUGGAAAAUUAUGCUUCCUCUCACUGAAGAUCAUUUUUUUAUGGACUAUGUGUCUAUUCUCCCAACUUAUUUACUUAUUUGUUCACUCAUUUAUAUCAGUAUGUACUUAUGGAUACUUUUGUUCUAUUUUAGGUUAUAAUAUAAUAUUACUUAAUUUUGUUGCUCAAAUUGUUCCAGCUUUGGUCAUUGGGAGUUCUUACAGUUGGCUUUUGUGUCCUUAUGACAUACCCGUGUGUGUGUGUGUGUGUGUGUGUGUAGUGCUCCUCACUUUUCAGCACUAUCACAUGCUCUAGGCUUAUCAUGUAUAUUCCCUGCUCCACUCCCAGAAGAAGCCAUUUCUCCAAAGAGCCACAGGGUAAAUGUUAUUGGAGAAUGAUGUUAGAUACCAAGUUUGGGCAAUAGGUGUUGUUAUUGCUACGGGGAUAUUAUUUCUUUCCUAUUAGGCCUUUUCAGCUGACAGAGCAAGGAAAUGUAUGUGUGUUUUUACUGUUACUUGCAUAUACACAUAUCUUAAUCAUAUCAUAAAUAUUUCCACACAUUACCACCUGCAUCUGCAUUAAGCAAAAUAUGAGUUUAUGCUCAUGGUUCCAACACUAAUCCACUAGCUCAUGGAUCAUCCUAGCCUUCUACACUUGAUUAUUAUAUCUAAA
Mirounga angustirostris (Northern elephant seal) is the source of this 12945-nucleotide messenger RNA. RefSeq names its product cadherin 19 (gene CDH19). Lineage: Eukaryota; Metazoa; Chordata; Mammalia; Carnivora; Phocidae. Gene Ontology annotation, biological process: adherens junction organization; cell-cell adhesion mediated by cadherin; homophilic cell-cell adhesion. Gene Ontology annotation, molecular function: cadherin binding; calcium ion binding. Gene Ontology annotation, cellular component: adherens junction; plasma membrane; catenin complex. The record is from RefSeq and is a predicted model, not a curated record. Bases 517 to 2832 code for a protein of 771 amino acids. The transcript has 12 exons.